Molecule: messenger RNA, 1620 nt
Organism: Pyrus x bretschneideri (Chinese white pear)
Lineage: Eukaryota; Viridiplantae; Streptophyta; Magnoliopsida; Rosales; Rosaceae
Product: berberine bridge enzyme-like 17
Exons: 1
Coding region: 1-1620 (539 amino acids)
Molecular function (GO): FAD binding; oxidoreductase activity
Source: RefSeq, a predicted model, not a curated record
AUGAAGCUACAAACCUGUCCACUAAUCUUUAUUCUCUGUGUCUUUGCGCUCUCAAUAUCAUGGGCAACUUCCGAUUCAUCUCUCGGCGAUUUUUUCCACUGCCUUCCAAAACACUCUCAAUCCUCCUUUCCAAUUUCAGAAGCCAUUUACACCCGUGAGAAUACCACUUUUCCGUCUGUUUUGCUGGCAUACAUUAGAAACCUCAGACAUUCUACAACCACAACUUCACAACCUUUGGCUAUUGUUGCAGCCAAGCAUCAAUCUCAUGUCCAAGCUACUGUCAUCUGUGCACAACAACAUGGGGUGCAUAUUAGGAUUCGGAGUGGUGGGCAUGACUAUGAGGGCCUAUCCUUCAUAUCUUACAUACCAAAUGUCCCCUAUAUUGUUCUUGACAUGUUUAAUCUCCGAUCCAUUGACAUUAAUGUCACGGAUGAGAGCGCUUGGGUUCAGGCUGGGGCUAUUAUAGGCGAACUUUAUUUCAAAAUUGCUGAGAAAAGCAAGGCUUUUGGAUUUCCUGGUGGAGUUUGUCCAACUGUUGCUACUGGUGGCCACUUUAGUGGUGGCGGGUAUGGACCUAUGAUGAGAAAAUAUGGCCUUGCAACGGAUAACAUUGAAGAUGCCAAAAUAGUUAAUGUGAAUGGUACAAUUCUUGAUAGAAAGUCAAUGGGAGAAGAUCUGUUUUGGGCCAUUAGAGGAGGUGGUGGAGCGAGCUUUGGAGUUAUUCUGUCAUGGAAGAUCAAGUUGGUUACAGUUCCUGCCAAUGUGACUGUGUUCAAAGUUCAAAAGACCUUGGAAGAAGGCGCUAUCAAUGUUCUUUAUCAGUGGCAACAUGUUGUACCUAAGCUGCCUAAAGAGAUCUUCAUCAGAGCAACUUCAAAAGUCAUUAAUACUAUUACUAAUAGUACUAGCCAAGAAGGCAAGAAUAAUAAGACUGGGCAAGUUACAUUCUUUGGUCAGUUCUUAGGGCAAACAGACCAGCUUCUUUCAUUGAUAAAUGAGAGCUUUCCUGAAUUGGGUUUACAACGAACGGACUGCCUUGAAAUGAGUUGGGUAGAAUCUACUUUGUUUUUUGCUGAAUACCCACUUGGAACCCCCAUAAAUGCUCUACUUAGCAGGCCAAAUAAGCCUCCGCCAUUCUUCUUCAAAGGCAAAUCGGAUUAUGUGAAGGAACCUAUUCCAAAAGAAGGCUUGGAAUCCAUAUGGAAGAUGAUGAUUGAUAUAGGGACAACUCACAUGCAAUGGAACCCUUAUGGAGGAAGAAUGAGUGAGAUUUCUGAGUCUGACACUCCAUUCCCUCACAGAGCUGGAAACCUAUUUAUGAUCCAGUACUGGACGUAUUGGUUGGAAGAAGGGAUUGAGGCUAAUAAUCGGCACCUAAACGUGUCAAGAAAAUUGUACGAAACUACCACUCCAUUUGUUUCCAAGAGCCCAAGAGAGGCAUUACAAAACUACAGGGAUCUGCACAUUGCUGCGAAUCUGCGUAAUCAGACAAACCUUGAAACCGCUAAGCUUUAUGGAAGCGCGUAUUAUAAAGGUAAUUUUGAGAGGUUGGUGCGUGUGAAAAGUGUGGCUGAUCCUCAGAAUUUUUUCAAGCAUGAACAAAGUAUUCCACCUCUUUAA